AUAAUAGAAAAAUAAAUUCAAUAAGUGACAUGCAAUUUAAAGAAGCUAAAGUAACUGGUAAUAGAAAAAAAUAAUUUAACUUCAAAUCAAUGAGUAACAUAUCAAAUGAAAUUAAAAAAGGCUAAAGAAAUUCAUAUAGACUCUUCUAUAUUUGUCUUAGAUGCCGUAAGGAUGUCUAAUAUUACAGAAACUUCAAAUAUUGUCGAAUGGUUAGAAAAAUCAAUUUCUGUUGGACGUAUCAAGUAUUAUGAACCUUCGGUUUUCAAAGAUAUUAAAAAAAUAGGAAGAGGUUCAUUCGGGAAUGUCUUUCGUGCUAAUUGGAGAAAUAUUACUUUUGCUUUGAAAUCUUUUAAUGAUGAACAAACUCUUGAAGAAAUUGUUAAAGAGUUAAAAAUGCAACAGAAUGUUGAUUCUCAUGAAAAUAUCUUACGAUUUUAUGGAAUUACUAAAUUAGUGACAAAUUCAACUUAUCAAGCAAUAAAAUAUUCUUUAGUUUUGGAAUACGCUGAUGGUGGUACAUUAAAGGCAUAUUUAGGAAAGCAUUUUAAUGAACUUAAUUGGGAUGACAAAUAUCAGUUAGCAUCACAACUUGCAAAUGCAGUAGAGUUCAUACAUGAAUGUGGUAUUAUUCAUUGUGAUCUGCAUUCACGUAAUAUACUUAUACGUAAAAAAAUUAUUAAAUUGGCGGACUUUGGUUUAUCAAAAAAUAUUGUCGAAGAAACAAGCAAAUCAAAGAAAGUACAUGGUGUAAUACCUUAUAUAGACCCAAAAAGUUUCAACGAUAAGAGUAAUAAAUAUACAUUAAAUAAAAAGUCCGAUAUAUAUAGCAUUGGUGUUCUUAUGUGGGAGAUCUCAAGUGGAUAUCACCCGUUUUAUGGGGAAGAUUAUGACGUAAGUUUAGCCUUGGCUAUACUUGACGGAAGAAGAGAAAACGUUAUUGAUGGAACCCCUAGUGCGUAUAGUAAUUUGUAUAAAGAAUGUUGGAAAUGUGAACCAGAUGAACGUCCAGAUAUACAAAAAGUAGUUUUAAACCUUAAAUCAAUAAAUUCUCCAGAAAAAAAUGAUAUAAUCAUGGAUAAUAACAAUGAAGAAAUAGACAACUGUGAAAUAGAUAAAUUAGCUUCAAAAUCAUGCGAGUUAAUGAUGAAUUUUAAUGACUGUUCAUUAAAUAAUAUAUCAAAUCUUAUUGAUGUAUCUAAAGAUAGCAUAAGUUCACAAAGUAUUAUACCUAAUAUAGUUCAAGUUGAUGAUAAAGCAUAUUCUACAAAAAUUGCUUUAGAAAAUAUAAUUAAUUUAGGAAAAUCUGUUGUUCCUUAUCUUCCUUUAAUAACAGCAGCAACUUCAAUUAUAAAAAAAACUGUAGAAGAAUAUGAAUAUGCUCAGUAUAAUAAGAAAUCAUGUGCAGUAUUGAUUCAAAGAGUACAAGCAGCAGAAGUAGCAUUAAAUCAUUAUAAUCAAGGAAG
Molecule: messenger RNA, 1463 nt
Organism: Rhizophagus irregularis DAOM 181602=DAOM 197198
Lineage: Eukaryota; Fungi; Glomeromycota; Glomeromycetes; Glomerales; Glomeraceae
Source: RefSeq, a predicted model, not a curated record